AUGCGCUGUUAUCGUAGCUUAGAUGUUCCCGGUGUUGACAUGCUGAGCGAUGCAUUUGAGUUCAAUACUGUCAAGCAAUGCAGCAGUGUCGCCCGGCAGAAUGGCGCUCGAGGCGUCAUGAGUGAGAUAUACGGCGUAACAAACUGGACGUUUGAUUUCGCUGGUCACAAGGCUAGUGGAGACUGGCAGGCUGUUUUGGGUAUCACCUUCCGAGUUCAUCAUCUGACCUGGGUCAGCAUGGCCGGUGAAGGCAAGCGAGACUACCCAGCAUGCAUUGGAUACCAAAGCAACUGGUACAAACAGUACCCAUACAUCGAAGACCAUUUCUCUCGACUUAACGUCACACUGACGCGCGGCAAGCCCGUGACUCGGGUGGCGGUCAUUCAUCCUAUCGAGAGUUUCUGGCUGUGCUUCGGGCCAAUGGACUCGAACGCAGAUGAGAUGGCGUACAGAGACCAGGCUUUUGAAGACUUGACAAAGUGGCUCAUCUUCGGCCUGGUUGACUUUGACUUUGUAUCUGAGAGUUUGCUCCCAGAGCAGUGCAGUAUCGAGUCCAUCACGUCAAACAAACUCCCGGUAGGCAAGAUGGAGUAUGAGGUCGUCAUUGUCCCCAAUCUGCGGACCAUAAGAUCCACUACUUUGACACGACUGGAGAAGUUCACACAGAAUGGUGGCCGCGUCCUUGUGGCCGGAAGCCAACCAUCACUUGUUGACGCCAUGCCAUCGCCGAAUGGUGUUGUCAGCACACCUUAUGCCGAUGCUAUACAGUUCAGCUCUUUCCACAUCCUUCAAGCUCUUGAACCGUUCCGAGAUGUUCGCAUCAGAACCGAUGAGGGUGUCCCUUCCAAUAAAAUUCUGUAUCAAAUGCGAGAUGAUGGCGAUAAUAAAUAUGUCUUCAUCUGCAACACAGACCGGGUCCGUUACUAUCCCACGAAAAUUGAUAUUCGUGGCGAAUAUGAGAUUACCCUGCUUGACACUUUUACAGGUGAAGAGCGAGCUCUUUCAUCCAAAGUUGCGAAUGGGUGGACCACUAUUGAGUGGACCUUUGAGGCUAUUGGAAGCGUUUUGCUUCGACUCUCUGUUAUUGAGGCACCCAAGCAAGCCUCCACGUCAGAGUCGAGCCAGCAAUUCGUGCCGCGGAAUUCCCUCCGCACGCUAGGGACUGAUGUCUCUCUUGACCAAGUCACACUUAGCGAACCAAACGUGCUCCUUCUAGAUUUCUGCUCUUAUAAGAUCGGUUCUGGAGACUGGUCCAAGGAAGGAGAAGUUCUUCGACUGGAAAAUGACAUUCGCAGCGAAUUGCAGCUGCCUCUGAAACUAGAGGCUCUCCGUCAGCCUUGGUCGCAACCCGAAGAGAAGACCAAGCCCAAGGCAGAUGUAACUGUACGAUUCAAGUUCGUUACAACAACCCCCAUCAAGGGAACGCAACUUGCUAUUGAGGAUGCACCUAAUGUCAGGAUCGCUAUCGAUGGUGCUCAUCUCAGUCAGCCAACAACCGUCUCUGGAUGGUGGGUGGACGAAGAUAUUCAUACCGUCGACCUCCCUCCGAUCGCAGCCGGAGAACACGAACUGGAACUCACAUACGCCUUUGGACUACUUACGAAUAUUGAGCGUGUCUACCUUCUGGGAAACUUCAGCGUGGACAUACGGGGACGCGAGACCACUAUUAAGCCGUUCGACUUAAAGAUCAACUUUGGUGACUGGACUACAAUGGGACUGCCGUUCUAUGCGGGCAACGUCACUUAUCAUUGUUCAUUCUCUGCAAAUACACAAGAAGACCAGGACUUGUGGCUAGAAUUACCAAGUCCGCCUGCCACUUUUGUGGCAGACGCUGUCACCACCGAUGUUGUCGGUGAGACUGACGUCGAAGAAGAGAAUGUGGCUACUGGAGUGGUGGUUGGCAAUGACGAGCUCAACGAGGAGCUCACUGGUGCUGCCGACUCCGAAGUAGUCUCGACCGCAGUGCUCGAGACUGCGACGCUGGUGGCCGAAAUCUCGACAGAACUGGUCUGA
Phaeoacremonium minimum UCRPA7 is the source of this 2013-nucleotide messenger RNA. RefSeq names its product putative glycoside hydrolase family 2 protein. Bases 1 to 2013 code for a protein of 670 amino acids. The record is from RefSeq and is a predicted model, not a curated record. Lineage: Eukaryota; Fungi; Ascomycota; Sordariomycetes; Togniniales; Togniniaceae. The transcript is spliced from 3 exons.